This is a messenger RNA of Lepisosteus oculatus (spotted gar), 5115 nucleotides long. RefSeq names its product SIK family kinase 3 (gene sik3). Gene Ontology annotation, molecular function: ATP binding; protein serine/threonine kinase activity. Gene Ontology annotation, cellular component: cytoplasm. NCBI's taxonomy places the organism in Eukaryota, Metazoa, Chordata, Actinopteri, Semionotiformes, Lepisosteidae. Gene Ontology annotation, biological process: protein phosphorylation; intracellular signal transduction. The record is from RefSeq and is a predicted model, not a curated record.
GCUGUCCUGUGCACGGCCUAGAAAUGCGCGCACCCGCUGCUUACACGUUCCUGCCAGCAGGGUGCGUUCCCGAGAGGUGGAAAAGGGGGCUGAAGGAAGGAGAGGCUGAGAGAACACAGCUGUCACUGGUAAAAUAAAUAUUCCUGUAUCUCCUUUACUCGGGACGGAGAAACGCAGAUCGGUUGCCGGGGCAACGAUUCUGUGCGUUGAGCAAGGUAGGGGAAUGAAGUCAUUGUUACGCUAGUCGUCGUCAUGGUUACAACCAGGAGGUGGCGCUGCGGCGGAGCAGCCCGUGCGAGGUGACGCAGAGCGGGGGCGUGCCCGCGCUGCGCGUUCCGCGGGACUGCUUGUUGUUCCCGCAGAGAGGCGAGAAGAUGGCGGCCGUGUCGAGCGGCGGUGCAGCCGGACCAGUAACGGCUGGGAUUACCCACUCUUCCAGACCCGCCUCCACAGGCAUGGGCGCCCAGAACCGAGCCCAGCCCCCCGCCGGGAUCACCCACCCCAAUCGCGCUGCCCAAGCCGCCGGCUGCAUCACCAAUCCUGGCCACCUCCCGGGCGGCAGGCCCCCUCCAGCCAGAGUGGGGCCCUACGAAAUCGAGAGGACCAUCGGAAAAGGCAACUUCGCGGUGGUCAAGCUGGCCACGCACAUCAUCACCAGGGCCAAGGUGGCCAUUAAGAUAGUGGAUAAGACUCAGCUCGAUGAUGAGAAUCUGAAGAAGAUAUUCAGGGAGGUGCAGAUUAUGAAGAUGCUGAGACACCCCCACAUCAUCCGUCUCUACCAGGUGAUGGAGACGGAGCGGAUGAUCUAUCUAGUGACAGAGUACGCCAGUGGGGGGGAAAUAUUCGAUCACCUAGUUGCUCAUGGACGAAUGGCGGAGAAGGACGCUCGGCGGAAGUUUAAGCAGAUUGUCGCGGCCGUCCACUUCUGUCACUGCCGCAACAUUGUCCACCGAGACCUCAAGGCCGAAAACCUCCUGCUGGACCACAACCUCAACAUCAAGAUUGCAGACUUCGGCUUCAGCAACAUCUACUCACGGGGUCAGCUGCUGAAAACAUGGUGCGGCAGCCCCCCCUACGCAGCCCCUGAGCUCUUCGAAGGGAAGGAGUACGACGGGCCCAAGGUGGACAUCUGGAGUCUGGGGGUUGUGUUGUACGUCCUGGUGUGUGGCGCCCUGCCCUUCGACGGCAGCACCCUGCAGAAUCUCCGGGCCCGCGUGCUCAGUGGCAAGUUCAGGAUUCCCUUCUUCAUGUCCACAGACUGCGAAUACCUGAUCAGACACAUGCUCGUUCUGGAACCCAGCAAGCGUCUCUCCAUGGAGCAGAUCUGCAAGAACAAGUGGAUGAAGCAGGGAGAUCCAGACCCAGAGUUUGACAGGUUGAUAGCUGAAUGCGAGCAGGUGAAAUCGGAGCAGCAGACAGAGCCCAUUAAUGAGCAGGUGCUUUUGGCCAUGGUGGAGAUGGGCCUGGACCGUGAGCGCACACUACAGUCUCUGCACACAGAUGCUUAUGAUCACUACAGCGCCAUCUACAGUCUACUGUGUGAACGGCUGAAGAGACACAAGACCCUGCGCAUUGCUCCCCCUACCCACAGAGCCAUGACCUACCCUGGUAUCAACACAGUACAGGCGGAUCAGCCCGGCAAUCCAGUCAGUAUCACUGUCCCUCAUGUCCAGCUCAUCAACCCUGACAACCAAAUCGUGGAGACGGAUGGGGCGAUGGCUCUGGACAGCGAUGAGGGAGAGGAGCCCUCUCCAGAGGCCAUGGCGCGGUACCUGUCCAUGAGAAGGCACACUGUGGGCGUGCCAGACCCCAGGACGGAAAUGCAGGAGGAGCUGCAGAAACUGGCCCCUGGGUUCCCUCGCGUGGCUCCACAGCCCCCCUUCCUCCCACUGGCCCCCAAUGUCAGUGUCAUGCAGAAUCUGAUGCCAAUGCAGAUUCUGCAGCCCGCCACACAGCAGCUGGAGUAUAAGGAGCAGUCCCUACUCCAGCCUCCCACUCUCCAGCUCCUCAAUGGAAUGGGGCCCCUGGGCCGCAGGGCUUCAGAUGGUGGUGCCAACAUCCAGCUGCAUGCCCAGCAGCUGCUGAAGAAACCUCGUGGCCAGUCUCCCCUGGUCACCAGCCCGCAUCCUAUCCCAGCCGUUACCCCUGUGGAUGAAGAGGGCUCUGAUGGAGAGCCUGACCCUGAGGCAGUCCAGAGGUAUCUGGCCACCACCUCGAAAAGGCACACUAUGCACGCCAUGACCAACUCCCCUGCCGAGGCACCCCCCGAUCAGCAGCGGCAGCAGAGUUCUCGCCCUCGAGUGUGGGCACAGCAUCUGCCACUGGAGCAGCACUGUCGGUCGAGCUAUAAGGAUUGUAACACUCUCCACUUGCCCACGGAGAGAUUCUCUCCUGUCAGGCGCUUCUCUGAUGGAGCUACAACUAUCCAGGCCUUUAAAGCACACCUGGAGAACAGCAGCAUCAUUAAACAGCUCAAACAGGAGUGUGAGCAGUUACAGAAGAUGUAUGCAGCCCCUCAAGAUGAGCGGCUCCUGGAGCACACACAACAGCAGCACAUUCUCUACCAGCAAGAGCAGCAGAUUCUACACCAGCAAUUACAGGAGUGUAUCCGCUCCCCUCAGCCCUCACCCCCCCUGCAGGCACUGUCACUGGGACAGCACGGAGAAGCCCAGCCCAGCCUGCUCACUCACCAGCUACAGAGGUUGCGGAUCCAGCCCUCCAGCCCCCCUCCUACACACCCCAGCAACCACCUUUUCAGGCAGCCCAACCAGAGCCCUCCUCCCGGAAGCACAGCCAUGAUGCAGGGGCAUGGUGGUCCCUCCUCAGUGCAAUACCAGCAUGGUGCAGCUCUGUACCAGCCACCAAGUGGUAGCCCUCCUCCACCCGGACUAUCCCGCGUUGGACUCUCCCAGCAGCAGCCUGGCCUUCCCCGGAGCGUAGGCAUGACCCAAGGCCUGCCUCCACAGCAGGUGACCAUUCAGGUGCAGGAGGCGGAGCUGGGGAGUGGAGCACAGCGGCAGAGCUUCCUGUCUACACCGUGUGGCCAUCGAGUGUUGGGGAAACAGCUGAGCGCCGACAGUGCGGAGACACACAGUCGCAGUCUGGGCCGGUUCUCGUGCUCCACAGGCUAUGACCCAGCUCAGUGGCACCCCCACCUGUUUGGGGAGGGGGGUGGCCGGGGGGUGGCUGCGGCGGCAGGAGGAUAUGGGCCCUACUUGCAGGGCGCGUCUCUGAAAGUGCCAGGGCUGGAGGCCUACCAGGCAGUCGCAGCAGCAGGGGGCUCGGCAGCUGGGGGGGGGUAUGGGAGCCCCUCGGCUCUGCAGCAGGCCCUACUGUCGCCCACCCCCCCAGAAUACCGUCCUUCACAGCACGUAACGCCAACCUUGCAGGGCCUGCUGUCUCCCCGACACUCGCUCAGUGGCCACGCUGACCCCCGGCUGCCCCCCCAGGACCUGGCGGCAUUGCUAAAGAGACAGAGCCCUCGACCGGCACCCCCUCCUGCACCCCCCUCUGCCCCUCAAGACUACAGCGACAUGCUGCUGCUGCGCCACCUUGGCCAGGGAGACUCCAUGGAGCCCCCAGGCCCCCCUGGUCCCGGGCCCCAGCCCCAUUACUCCCACCUGCUCCAGAUCCGGCCCCCGGAUCGCAGCCCCCCCACAUUGCCACAUUCCGAAAGCAUGGAGGAGGACGAGCCGCCGCCUGCAGCCUACCCCGAUGGGCUCCUCGUCAAGGCUGGCGUUUGUGGGGACCCCGAUGGCCUGCUGGGGACCCCCAUGCCCUCCACAGCUCCCUACAGCACACCUGCACACAGACAUGGCUACCUGCGCACAAGCUCCACAGCCAGAGAUUCUUCUGCUGGAGAGCAUGUUGACCGCAGGACCCCAGGGCAGGCCAUGGAGGUGCCUGACCACAAUGGUGUUACCUACCCUUCCCGUGGGACUCAGAAUGAGGGCUAUCGGCCACGUGGAUCUCUGCAGCGGCACCACACCAUCCAGACCUGCGACGACGCCUAUGACCAGGCAGAUCCUAUGUCUGGUAUGAGCCUACUGGCUGGGAAAGCACUAAGCUCUGCUCGGAUGUCUGACGUCAUCCUCAGCCAAUCAUCUCUCACAGGAAGCCAGCAGCUGCGCAACCGGGAGGAGACAGAGUGCGAAGUGGAGGGUGGAGAUCUGAGUGAGGGCACCCAGCUUCAUAGCACCCCCUGUUACCCCUCCUCCUGUACGAGCGACAUGCUCCUCAGCUACAAACCCCCUGACCUGCAGUACAGCAUGGAGCAGGCUGGAGUCUAACUCAGGGGAUGCCCCAAUAUGUAAAGGUCCAUUUCAGCCGCCUGUGUUGAGCAGCAUCUCGCCAAAUCGCCAUCGUCUGUCUCCAGAAGGAGGCGCUGUGUCAGUCCUGCAGGCGUGGAGCCCGAAAGAAGGGGGGAGGGAGUUCCCCCAGCAUUCCGCACACCGGCCCAGCUCCCCUCGCCAUUGGCUCUCACCAUAAGCUCCUGCAUCUGAUUGGAUAGAUUUGGAUUCCGUUCCCACCCCCCCCUGCCUUCCCUCCCUGCCCAAUGUGAGCAAGCUGUUGAAUGACUCCAACCUGGACCCCCCCCCCACCAUCGCCACAGUAACACACACACCUUGCGCCACCUCGCACAGGCACGCCGCCUGCUGACAUAACUCACACACAGCCCGCUGUACUAAGCCACAUCGCGAGAGACGCUCCCUGACAGAGCACUUAGUAACAGUGGCAGAGAAACAUCCAGUACGACACUAAGACCCCCAACCACACAUAACACCGACACAGAGAAAACAUACACAGUACUGUAAUUAACUGUUUGUGUGUGUUUGUGUGGUGGCGCCACCCCCUUCAUUUCCAAAUGGACCAUUCCAGGGAGCAGGCUGUGCUCAGAGCAUGUAGAGCCUUAGGCAGUGGAGCGGCCUAUUCCACGGGGCUGGGGGGCAGGGAGGUGGUUCUCCGGGGUUUGUACUGUCACCUUGACUCGGACAGCAGAACAGUGACACCGCGAUCAAACAGGACACCCAGCUCGCAUCCAUUUUCUUUGUUUUUUUGUUUUGUUUUUUUUAAAACAUUUUUACUGCUCAUGUUCAUGUAGGAAUUAUGAUUAUU